CCGGCAACGACCGCAGACGUGGCCGCGAUGGUCGAGGCCCACGCGGCGCCGCUCCUCGUCGUCUCGGCGUGCUACCUCGUACUGCCGAUCGAGCUUCUCUGGCGACCGUCGCACACGCUGCCGCCAACGUCGUCCAACCAAGGCAUCAAGUACCGUUGGUACCUGCGCUGCAUGCGCCUCGCCACCGCGCUCUGCGUGCUUGUCUGCGUCGGUCUGCCCGUCGUCAUCAUCGCGGGGUCCGACUGGCCAUGCGCAACGCUCUUUGCCUUGCGAGUUGUCAUUCCGUCCUGUACCACGGGCCUCGUACUCAUCGCACACAUAUCGGUGCUCUUGGCGUGGUCCAUGACCAAUCUAUUCGCGCAACUCGCCGACCCGCGGGCACCGUCACGGGUUGUGCUGCGCCAGCUGCAGUCACUCCGCACGCACGUGGCGCCGGCGCGGUUCUUCUGCGCGUCCACGACCUUCUUCAUCGUUGUCUUGUCGCCGUAUCUGUUCGUGGAUCCUCCGAUUUUUGCCUUGGACGUGGCGACGUGCCAAGGCGACGCGCGCUACCACGCCAUCGCCACCACCCAAUUGGUGCCGAGCUUCAUCACGACCGUGCUCGCAUGCAUUGUUGGGUGUCGCUACCGACGCGCUAUCGAUGACCCGUCCAUGGGUUUCAUCAAAGCGUAUGUCCGGACGCUCUGUAGUGCGCUUGUGACGUCACUACUCCUCCUCCUUGUCGGCGUCGCGCCGGCCCACUGGACGCUCUGGCGCUACUACGUCGACGACAUUGCCGUUACGUGGCUCCACUUUGCAGUUGUCGGCGUUUUUCUGCACAGCCACCGCGCCGUCGGCUACGGGAACAAGGUGCUGGCGACGGGACCGCACAUUAGCUCGGUCGCGUCGGUCGCGGGCGUCGAGUACGAUAGGACAACGGUCGCUGCCGACUUGGCCGAGUUCCUGAGCGACCCCGACCACUACGAUCACUUUCUCGGCUUUUGCUUGGCGCGCCACGAAGUCAACGAGGUUCUUGCGUGGAAGGUGAUUGCUCACUACCGCCACGAAACGAUCCCAGCGGCAAUGGUCUACGACGAGUGCAUGGGCCCCGGCGCAGUCCUCAUCACGGCCAUCGGGCGCGACCUCGGGCCGCGCACGCUUGCGGCCCUUGCGGCGCCAUUGCCCAAUACGCUUGAUGAAAUCUUUGCCGAGCUCUCGUACAAGCUGCUCUUGCACGUUGGCGACGCGCUCCUCCCGAGCUACCGCCGCAGUGCCAAGCAGUGGGACGUGUUUGUCCAGCGAUCGUCGAUCAUCAAGCGGUACCAGCAGCCGACGCAGGCAGUGCUGGGCGAAAGCGCAUCCAACUUGGCCCUGCGCGCGUCGAGCGAGCGCGAGUCCAACAACUCGUGCCAAUCGACGACCAACGGCCCGCGCAGCUUCCGUCUCGGCGACGUCGUCACGCCCGAGGCGCUCGGGCUCCCGGCGACUCCAUCCCCACCGCCCCGGGCCGUCGCGCCCAAGCUCUCAAAGGACCGCCGCGAGAACACGCUCGCGCGGCAGUCGACCCAAGACAUUCUCCGUGGUAUCCAGACGCAGUGCAGCCCAUAGCAGGACACGUCGUCGUCGUGGUCCGCGUUAACUUAUUCGCCUUUCCAGCCCUCGCUGUGGCAUCGCAGCUAUAUCCUAUGUACUAUGCUUG
Saprolegnia diclina VS20 is the source of this 1678-nucleotide messenger RNA. RefSeq lists its product as hypothetical. The record is from RefSeq and is a predicted model, not a curated record. Bases 28 to 1587 code for a protein of 519 amino acids. NCBI's taxonomy places the organism in Eukaryota, Oomycota, Saprolegniomycetes, Saprolegniales, Saprolegniaceae. The transcript has 4 exons.